AUGACAGAACCAAUUCAAUUCUCCAUGGCCUUGCCAAACGCACCCGGGAGCCGCAUCCACACGCACUUGACCAUUCUCGCAACGUCCAUCCUCCUCUUCUGCACCAGCACCACGGCCGAGUUCUCGUCUGCUCCCGUGCCUUCGCUCGGCAGUUUCGUCUAUGCCAUGCCCGACCGCUACAACCCCUCGGCACCGCUCAGCACUCCUCUGUACACACUCCCAUCAAGUCUAGACUUUGCCGAUCGACUGGCCAAAACGUUGGCGAGACGCACGAAUCUGCCGGUGCAGGUCGGCAGCUCGGUCAACUUCUCGUCGGCUGGAAACGGUGGCAGUGUCGAAGAGGAGAUGGAGGCUUUCAGACAGCUGGUCACUGUUGUGCUGAGAGAGGUUGAAAAGGCAAGAGCUGGUUGA
Molecule: messenger RNA, 411 nt
Organism: Aureobasidium namibiae CBS 147.97
Lineage: Eukaryota; Fungi; Ascomycota; Dothideomycetes; Dothideales; Saccotheciaceae
Exons: 2
Coding region: 1-411 (136 amino acids)
Biological process (GO): proteasome assembly
Source: RefSeq, a predicted model, not a curated record